Messenger RNA from Anneissia japonica, 7443 nucleotides. RefSeq names its product laminin subunit gamma-1-like. Gene Ontology annotation, biological process: axon guidance. The record is from RefSeq and is a predicted model, not a curated record. Gene Ontology annotation, cellular component: basement membrane. The transcript is spliced from 29 exons. Bases 64 to 5178 code for a protein of 1704 amino acids. NCBI's taxonomy places the organism in Eukaryota, Metazoa, Echinodermata, Crinoidea, Comatulida, Comatulidae. Gene Ontology annotation, molecular function: extracellular matrix structural constituent.
GUAGAGCUCUGCUAAAAAGUGCACUUCUUUGGAUACUUUUGGUAGUGGUGUGAUUGCAGAACGAUGGCGGUUGAAGGUGCUUUGUGGAAUCAUGGAAAACAAACCAGCCGCAAAUCAGCCAUCUUUGGUCUAUUAAGUCUAAUCCUUGCUGGUUUAUUCACAAGGAGUAUAUCGCAGGAUUUCGAUGUUGAGACAGAAACGGGUAUGGGUAAAUGUUACAAUUCUUUCGGUGAAGCUCAGAGAUGUGUACCUCCGUUUGUGAAUGCAGCAUUUGAGCUGCCCGUCGAGGCCACAAACACUUGCGGACGCCCACCGGCUCGAUAUUGUCUUCAAACUGGAGUAACGGGCGUAACAAAAUCCUGUCAUAUUUGCAAUGCUACACAUCCAACACAAUCACACCCUCCAAAAUAUUUGACGGAUUUUCACGACGAAGAUGCUGUAACAUGGUGGCAAAGUGAAACGAUGUUGAAAGGGAUACAGUACCCGAACUCUGUCAACCUCACUCUUAACUUAGGAAAAUCUUUUGACAUCACAUUUGUCCGUCUUAAGUUCCACACAAGCCGACCGGAGUCAUUUGCGAUAUACAAACGAACAACCAGAGACUCCGAAUGGACGCCAUAUCAAUACUACAGCGGAAACUGUCGUACGAUGUACAACCUUCCAUUCAAGCAGAUUAUUACGCGAGCAAUGGAGGACAAGGCUAUUUGCACUGAUGAGUAUAGUAAUAUAUCCCCACUAACUGGGGGGAAUGUAGCAUUUAGUACCCUGGAAGGAAGGCCUAGCAGAACUCAUUUUGAUUCGAGUCCAGUUCUACAGGAAUGGGUUACAGCAACUGACAUCAGGAUUACUCUAAACCGCCUCAACACCUUUGGAGAUGAAGUGUUUAAUGCCCCUAAUGUCCUACGCUCUUACUAUUAUGCUAUCUCGGAUUUCUCUGUUGGUGCUAGAUGUAAGUGCAAUGGUCAUGCAAACCAAUGUAAAAUGAGCACUGCUGAGAAUGGUGACCAACGUAUGGUGUGCGUAUGUCGUCACAACACUGCUGGUGCAGAUUGUCAAGAAUGCAAGCCCUUUUACAACAACAAGCCUUGGGCACCGGCAUCUGCAGCUGACGCUCAUGAGUGUGAAAUAUGUAACUGUAAUGGCUUCUCAACAAGGUGUGUGUUUAAUCAAGAUCUGUAUGACAGGACUGGCAACGGUGGGUUCUGUGUAGAUUGUACCCAAAAUACUGCAGGUGCAAACUGUGAGAGGUGCAAGGAUAACUUUUAUAGGAAGUCACUCUCAGAGCCUUGCUUAGCAUGCAGCUGUGAUAUUGUUGUAUGUAACUGUAAUGGCUUCUCAACAAGGUGUGUGUUUAAUCAAGAUCUGUAUGACAGGACUGGCAACGGUGGGUUCUGUGUAGAUUGUACCCGAAAUACUGCAGGUGCAAACUGUGAGAGGUGCAAGGAAAACUUUUAUAGGAAGUCACUCUCAGAGCCUUGCUUAGCAUGCAGUUGUGAUAUUGUUGGGUCACUUAAUUUGCAGUGUGGUGUUAAUGGACAGUGUGUGUGCAAGCCAGGUGUGGGUGGUCAAAUGUGUGACCAGUGCUUGCCCAACUUCUAUGACUUUGGAAUCACAGGCUGCAGGAGUUGUAAUUGUCUUCCUGCUGGUAGCCUAAAUAAUCAAGCGAGUUGUAACAUUGCCACCGGUGACUGUACAUGUAAGCUGAAUGUUGAAGCUCGUAAUUGCGACAGAUGCAAGCCAGGUUUCUUCAACUUGCAAAGUGACGAUGAGUUUGGAUGUCUAGCCUGCUUCUGUCAUGGCCAUUCCUCUGAUUGUACUUCCAUUCCAGGCUACGAAGAUGACAAAAUAGAGAGCAGAUUCAGUGGAGGUAUGGCUUCUAUACUUGUAUUGAAUUAUGUAUGUAGAUGCAAGCCAGGUUUCUUCAACUUGCAAAGUGACGAUGAGUUUGGAUGUCUAGCCUGCUUCUGUCAUGGCCAUUCCUCUGAUUGUACUUCCAUUCCAGGCUACGAAGAUGACAAAAUAGAGAGCAGAUUCAGUGGAGGGCCUAGUGGUUGGACUGGAGUUGAUCGUGGUGGAAAUGAACAACCAAUCAAUUAUAAUGCUAUCCGUGGAAACAUUGGUCUUUACUCUGAUAACAACAAUCUUUUCUACUUUGAAGCCCCAUCUGAAUAUCUAGGAGACCAGAGAUAUUCCUAUGGCCAGUACUUGAGGUUUGAUCUCAGAGUUGACCAAGAUAAUGCACAACUAUCUGCUGAGGACUUAGUGAUUGAAGGAGCUGGCUUUAAAGUCACAGCACCAAUCACAGCCCAAGGCAACCAAGCACCCUCGCAACGUAGCACAACAUUCGUAUUUAGGUUGCAUGAGAGUCCGUCAUAUGAUUGGACUUCCAGAUUGGAUACCUUCAGUUUUCAGCGUAUGCUCUCCAACUUAACAAGCAUCAGGAUACGAGCAACCUACGGUGGUCAGGCGAACUCUGGCACGCUGGACAAUGUGCAAUUGGACACGGUUCGUCGAUCUGUCUUAAGCCCAGUAGAUUCAGCACAACAGGUUGAGCUUUGUAACUGUCCACAGGGCUAUGUUGGCCAGUCCUGUGAAUCGUGUACUGUUGGCUAUUACCGGGAUCCGCCUUAUGGUGGCCCAUUUGCCAUGUGUGUACCUUGUGAAUGCAACAACCAUGCAAUAGUGUGCAAUUCAGAUUCAGGUGUCUGUCGUUGUGAAGACAAUACUGAAGGAGACAGUUGCUCACGAUGUACCUCUGGUUACUAUGGUGAUGCUACAAGGGGCACUCGUGAUGAUUGUCAGCCUUGUCCUUGCCCUGGCCAAUCAGAAUGUGUGCAAGAUGCUCAGGGAGAGGUCAUCUGUGUCCGUUGUCCUGAAGGGUAUGUUGGUAACAGGUGUGAUUAUUGUGCAGAUGGCUACCAUGGAGAUCCAGCUGGUCGCUAUGGACCUCCAUCAGCUUGCAGUAGGUGUACUUGUAAUGGUAACAUUGAUCCCAAUGCUGUUGGCAAUUGCAACAGUACAACUGGUCAAUGUCUGAAAUGUAUCUACAACACAGCUGGAUUCUACUGUGAAUAUUGUGCAGAUAGCUACUAUGGAGAUGCUAGGGCUAAUCCUAAAGGACAAUGUCAAGCUUGCAACUGUAAUGUAUAUGGCUCUGAUUUCCUGACGUGUGAUCGAAACGGUAGAUGUUACUGCCAAGAUAAUGUGUACGGUGAUAAGUGUGACAAGUGCUACGAUGGCUAUUGGAACAUUGAAAGCGGUAAUGGAUGCGAGGCUUGCGGGUGCUCGCAGACCGGUUCAGUAACGUUUACAUGUGAUUUGUUAUCAGGCCAGUGUGACUGUCGUCCAGGUGUCACAGGUCGACAGUGUGAACGAUGUUUCUAUGAUCAUUACAGUUUCUCUACAGCAGGAUGUGAAGCUUGCAACUGCGACCCUCUUGGAUCAUUAUUCCAGAACUGUACGGAGCAAGGGGUCUGUCGAUGUAUUGAAGGUGUGAUUGGAGAUAAGUGCAAUGCUUGUGAAAUAAACAAGUACGAUAUCUCACAAGGCUGCAUCGAUUGUCCUGAAUGUUACAACUUGGUCGCUGAUAAGGUCGAUGAGCACAAGAUUGCCAUGGAAACACUGCGAAAACUAAUCCGUACCGUUGACCCUGCACAAGUUAACGAUAAAGAGUUUGAGAGGAGAUUGAGAGAGCUGGAUGAAGAAGUUGUUAAGGUUUUAGAACAAGCCAGACAGCUAGGUUCACCAGCCAACAUCUCUGGAGUGGAAGAAGCAAUAGCAAAGCUUCGUCAACAACUUGAGAAAAUUGAAGGAAAUACGAACCAAGCUGCUGCUGAUACUGCCAAUGGACAAGACGCAAUUGCCGACACUAAAGUGAUUCUGAACCGAGCAGAGGCCACUUUGAAUGCUGCUAAGAAGUACUUAGAAACUGAAGGCAAUAAGUUAUUACAGAAGCUUCGAGAAGCAAAUGAAAACAGUACAGCGCAUCAGCGUGAAAUGAGGGAGUUGUCUGUACGAGCGAGUGAAGCUGCUGAUAGCCUUGAGGCCAGUGCUAAUACCAUAGAGGGCAUUGCUAAUGAUGCGCUGGACACUUCGAAUGAGGCCCUAGCAGUGGUGGAAGGAAUUGAGGACCUUAGCUACAUUGAGCCUAAAGUCUGUCUUCAUCACGCUUCACAUCACACCACACUUCGCACAGCCAGAGCUGAGCGUAUUGAAGCUGAAGCCAAUGAAUUAGUUGAUAACAACCAAAUGUUGCUGGCUGAUGUGGAAGAGAAGUCACAAGAGGGAAGGAAACUACUUGAUGAUAAGAGGAAACUUCAACAGGAGACUGACAGACUGCUUGCAAUUGUAGACAGCCACAAAGCCGAGGCUGAACAGGCUAAGGAGGCUGCUGAUCAGGCUUUGGAAGAUGCUGUCAAGACAAGGGACACCUUAAGAAUGUUUGAUGAGCAAGUAGAAGCUAGUAAGAAACUAGCAGAGGAAGCUCUGCGUGAUCUGCCUGCAAUUGAGCUUACCAUUGAGGAUGCGAAUGAUACUGCAACAGAUGCUAAAGCCGCUGUUGAUGCUGCUAAGGAGGAUGCUGAAAAUGCCAGACAAAUAGCUGAUGAAGCUCUCGACAUUGCCAAGAUGGCUUCAGAUGGGGCCAAAGAAAUUAAAGACGAAGCCAACCAAACGUUUGUUCAGGCGGUUGAGCUUUCAAAUACAGCAGAUCAACUGGAGGAGGAUGUACAAGAGGUGAAAGAGCAACUUGCGAAUCUACAGGCUCAGGCCGAGUCAGAUGCACAACUUGCUGUUGACGCACUGAAUAAAGCUAACAGUGCAGAGAAAACUACAACAAUGGCUCAAGACAGCCUCGAAGAGGCACAGGAAGCUUUGCAGACACUACUGGACAACAUUGGUCAGCUUGAGGACUUGGAUUUUGAGCGCUUAAAAUCGUUAGAGAAUGACUUAAAUGGCCUCAAUCGAACACUUGUUCUGGAUCUUCAAUUAGAUGACAAAAUCCAAACAUUUGAAGCACGCAAUGCAGAGCAACAAGGCUGGCUGACGGGUUACUCGCAAGAUAUUUCACAACUAGAAGCUGACGUAUUGAACAUUGAAGCAAUUCGCGAUGCUCUGCCCAAGAAGUGCUUUGCUGUUUCAUCCAUCGAGGUUCGACCAGGCGGUGCCACUGGCCGUUAAUAGUCCAUUUUGUAACAGUUUUAUGUUCUGUAUUUACACUGUAAUGGAUGCAUUGUGGUAUAUGGCUUUUAAUACCAAUUACAUUUUAAAAAGUGUAAUUCCGUUUUUAAUUCCAGUAUUUGAUUGUAGUGCAGCUCAUGAAUCAUUUUGAUAAGUCUUUUAUAUUAUUUAGCAUUAUGUCAUGUUUAGGGGGAAAUGGGCCUUUAUAUAUUUUAAAACACAUCAGAAUCAUUAUUUUAUUAAUAAAAAAUGAAUGUGCAACUAUAUUCAUUGCAAUGACUAUAUUCAUUGGUGUAAAUAAUAAUUUUUGAAUGCUUCAAUGACAUUCUUCCAAUAUUCAAUCCAUGGUAAGAAUAAUUACAAAAAGCUAGUUGUGUCCACAGAAUCUUCAACAACAAAUACCCAAAAAAAAUAUUGCAAACAUAAGCAUUUUAGAAAGAAUUGCCAGAAAGAAGUCUAUAUCAUUUGGUCAUAGUUCAUUAUAGUAAUGUGAAACAAAAUUGCAGGAAAUUUGUAGUUUUCCUUUAUUUAGUGAUUUUUUUUAGAUAUAAUUAGCAUAAAUAAAAACAUUUUAUAUUUACAGAAUUGCUACAUUUUAAUGUAUGUUAUUUUGUAGACAGAUGGCAAUGUAUAACAACCACACAUUUUUAUAUUAGAUAAUUAAGUUUUCUUAAAAUGUAAAAAAUGUAAGUUUAUAGUCAUAAAUUCUGUGGAGUAAGUAAUAACUAUACAAUACAUACAGCAGUGGCACCAGAAAUUUGCUGACAAGGGGUCCGAGCCAAGGGGCUGAGGUAAUCUCGGUCAACGGCCUGGAAUAAAAACUCCCUUGAAGGGUUCACAGAGAAAGUUUUUAUGGCUUAAUUUGGUCCAAAAUGUGCUUUUAGACCACAAUAUUAGGGACUGGCAGUCAAAAUAAUGUUAUUUGGAUAGGCAAAUUAAAUUAUUUUUUAAAUUUUUGGAUCCGACGACCGAGUUGUGUGUCGGAUGAAAGAGGGGUCCAGGCUUGUCCACCGCGGGGGAAACACAACCACAACCGUGGGAUGAAUUAUGAAAUUUAUAUAGGAGCAUUGCUACAAGGUGCUAAAGUUAUUUUUCAAGUUAAACCCCUAUAAGAUCACAAUUUUGUUAUUGUGACUUCAGUUAGGGUGUAUAUUUUAAUAUUUAAUAUUGUAGGUUUUAGCAUACUGACAACAAUGUAGGUUGCUACGUCCCUGUUGGCAGUAUGCUACAUUCCUUUCCAUGGGGCCAGUUGGCAACAGCUGAGUAUUCAUCAGAUUCCUUGUGUAGUAUGCUACUCAUUUCUCGGAUAGUAUGCCACAUACUCAUGUGGUAGUAUGCUACAUUUAUUUGGUGGUACUGUAGUAUGAUACAUUCUUCAGGUAGUAUGCUACACUCUUAUAAUGUAGUAUUUUAACAUCCAGUUAGUUUUACUGACUUGAAUGAAAUAUUUUGGUGAGCAUGGUGCAGCAGCGUAAUAUCAGUGAUGUUGAUGAUUUGCUACCUAUUUAAGUAACCAGCAUCUGUAUUGUAUUUAGAUUUUACCUGGUAGUUCAUAAAGAGUUUAUAUUCAUUAGCCAUUGUAUUUUUAUAGAUGAUUCCUUUUCUUUAUAAUAUCAAAGAUUCUGUUUCAUAAAAAUUCAUUCACAUUUCAUAUUUUAUUUAUGGUUUUAAUGAUUUAGAACAAAUUUUACUUGCUUUUAAUGUAUUUUAAAUAUUAAUCAUUGAUGUUUUAUUUAUAUUCACCAUCAAAUUUGUGUGCAUUUAUUGUGCUCAAAAAUAUUAAUGUGGGCAAGUAUGCAAGUACAGUAAUUAUAGUUAUUGGCCCCUUGUAUUAUGUUCAGAAGCAGUUAACCCUAGCUAAGUGUCAUUUCUGAUAUUAGCUAUUUAACAGUAAGCAUUUAAUUUUUAUUUUGAUACAUAAAGCAAAUACUUAUUUCCUAAAUGAAAAGUUAACUUGCAUUCUUAACACAAUAAUAUGUUUUAAUCAUUGAAAUUUUUGAUUUAUCAUUUUUUAUCAAUGUAUGUAUCACCAACACAGAUGAACUUUCAUUAUAGUUUCUUAUCUUGUUUUUAAUAUUGUACUAUAUUUAACAAAUAAAGAUUUGUAUUAAGUUUUAGAAUUGAACUGAAUUGUAGUUUCUGUGAUUUAUGUCAGCACCAGGUGUAAAUUAUUUCUGUUGUAGUUCUUUUUCACAUUAUGAAAAGAAGGGGAGAAAAGAAACAAACAGAAGAAUAAAGGAAAAAGAAAUUAAUAACUAACAGAAA